This is a messenger RNA of Fulvia fulva, 1302 nucleotides long. RefSeq names its product Bifunctional purine biosynthetic protein ADE1. Gene Ontology annotation, molecular function: phosphoribosylamine-glycine ligase activity; ATP binding; metal ion binding. Bases 1 to 1302 code for a protein of 433 amino acids. Gene Ontology annotation, biological process: purine nucleobase biosynthetic process. The record is from RefSeq and is a predicted model, not a curated record. The transcript is spliced from 2 exons. NCBI's taxonomy places the organism in Eukaryota, Fungi, Ascomycota, Dothideomycetes, Mycosphaerellales, Mycosphaerellaceae.
AUGGCGGAACAACUGCGUAUAUUGCUGAUCGGCAAUGGUGGUCGUGAGCACACCCUCGCCUGGAAGUUGUCGCAAUCUCCUCUCGUGCAGGAGAUCCACGUAGUACCUGGCAAUGGAGGCACGGCUGGUGUUCUGAAGUGUCGCAAUGUCUCCUCGGUUUCUCAAGAAGACUUCGUUGCUCUCAUAGAAUAUGCGAAGAAGAAUCAUCUCAACUUCGUUGUGCCUGGUCCAGAAGCACCGCUCGUUGCGGGCAUCACAGAUGUCUUCGAGCAGCACCUUCCUAAUGUCCGCGUCUUCGGGCCUAGUCUCGCAGCGGCCAAGAUGGAAGGCAGCAAGACCUUCUCGAAAGACUUCAUGAAGAAGCACAACAUCCCAACCGCUCGAUACGAGAACUUCGACAACUACGAUGCCGCGAAGCAGCACCUAAACAAGGUUGAUUACACUGUCGUGAUCAAGGCUGAUGGUCUGGCUGCUGGUAAGGGUGUCAUCAUUCCGGCGACCAAAGAGGAGGCGCAAAGUGCACUGAAAGAGAUCAUGCUGGACAAGGAGUUUGGUAAUGCUGGCAACAGCGUGGUCAUCGAGGAGUUCCUUGAGGGCGAUGAGAUUAGCAUCUUAUCACUCUCUGAUGGAAACAACAUACUGUCACUACCUCCGGCUCAAGACCACAAGCGAAUAUUCGACAAUGAUCAGGGCCCCAACACUGGUGGAAUGGGCACUUACGCACCUGCCCCAAUCGCGACCAAGGAAGUGCUGGACGAGAUCGACAGGGCAGUGCUUAAGCCCACAAUCGACGGAAUGCGAGCUGAUGGCAUGCCAUUCAUUGGAUGCCUCUUCUCUGGCUUCAUGCUGACCAAGAAUGGUCCAAAGUUGCUGGAGUACAAUGUCCGUUUUGGCGAUCCAGAGUCGCAGUCCUGCCUCCCACUUCUCAAGUCGGACCUUGCUGAGCUCAUGCUGGCCUGCACAAACGGUUCCUUGAGCUCACAAAAACUCGACAUCAGGCCUGAAAGCGCAUGCACAGUUGUUCUUGCGGCUGGCGGCUACCCUGGAUCGUACGCGAAGGGUAUCUCGAUGCAGGUAGCUGAAGAGAAGGAGAGUGAGGGCAGAUAUAUCUUCCACGCUGGCACUGCUCUCAAGGAUGGACAGUUAGUGACCAACGGAGGUCGUGUCAUUGCGGCAACGGCCACAGGCAGCACCCUUCAGGAAGCUGUCAAGAAGGCUUACGAGGGCGUGGAGUACAUCAAGUUUGAAGGCAGGCAGUUCCGCAAGGAUAUUGCUGGGCGUGCAUUGCGUCAGCAGAAGUGA